Messenger RNA from Lachancea meyersii CBS 8951, 2091 nucleotides. The record is from the annotation of a GenBank genome assembly. NCBI's taxonomy places the organism in Eukaryota, Fungi, Ascomycota, Saccharomycetes, Saccharomycetales, Saccharomycetaceae.
AUGUCUGAAUCAGAAGACAGGAAACGCGAAAGAGACCUUUCGGGUGAAAAAAGCUCAGAAAUUGAGCAAGUUGAGCCCUCGAGAGAUGAGCAUCAGAAUAAAAAGUCGAAACUAGAGACGGUAGCCCAAAACACCAAUGGAAUCUCUGAUGGAAUAAGCGAGAGUGACGUGGGUAUUACUUGGUUUCUAACACCGCAACUUCCAGGCUUUUCGGGCCAGAUUAAGCAAAGAUACACCGAUUUCUUGGUCAAUGAGAUCGACAAGCAAGGCUCGGUUGUACAUUUGACUGACAAAGGCUUUAAGAUGCCAAAGGCACCCAAGAAAUCCAAAUCUGAAGAAGCUGAGGAGGAGAAAGCUGAGUUGGAGAAGCGGAAAGCCUUCACCGUUGACCCCGAACUUAGAGCCAAGCUCGUAGAAGUGCUGGGAGAAAGCGACGUGGCUAAGAUCGAAGACGUUUACAAGAAUGUUACCAAAAUGGAGACUUCAAAGAAGUUCGAAGACAAAGGAGAGCGUACUCAGCUUCACCAGCUUCUUCGUGCUGCUUUCAACAACCAGCUGGAAUCAGUGACUUCUCCUGAAAAUACCUUCCACAUCGCCUUGGCUACUCGUAAGUCGCGUGUCAGCCGUAAGGAUCUUAUCGACCGCACCAAGGAUGCCAAUGGAGUCGAAAACUGGGGAUAUGGCCCAUCCAAGGAGUUUGUUCACUUCACUGCUUACAAGGAAAACAAAGACACCAUGGAUGUGGCUAAUAUUCUCGCUAGAUACCUGAGAGUUCCUACUAGGGUCAUAAGAUACGCUGGAACAAAGGAUCGCAGAGCUAUAACGUGUCAGCGCAUGUCGGUUUCGAAAAUUGGUGUCGAGAGACUGAACGCUCUCAACAGGGUCUUGAAAGGUGUGGUGCUGGGCGGUUUCAAGUUCGAAAAUGAGUCGCUAAGCUUAGGAGAUUUACAAGGAAACGAAUUUACUAUUGCCAUCCGAGAUGUAAAAGUAGCGGAAAAUUCCACUUUGACUUUCGAGAAGAUUUUAGAGGAGGGUUGUUCGUCUAUUCAAAAGAAUGGUUUCAUCAACUACUUUGGAAUGCAGCGAUUCGGCACAUUCAGUGUUUCCACUCAUGAGAUCGGUAAGUGGAUCUUGCUUGGUGACUGGAAAAAGGUCUCAGACUUGAUUCUUGCGGAGCAAGAGAAUGUUCUACCCAUUUCAAAGGAGGCGAGAAAAGUCUGGUCUGAGACCCAGGACGCAGAGGCCGCUCUUAACAAGAUGCCACGCCAAUGUGUUGCAGAAAGCGCUCUUUUGAACUGUUUUGUUGAACAACAGACAUCUGGCUCUUCCACCCUCGAUUACUUCCAGGCUAUCAACAAGAUUCCCAGAAAUUUGAGAACCAUGUACGGGCACGCUUACCAAAGUUACGUCUGGAAUGCUGUCGCUAGUAAGCGUAUCGAGCUUUUUGGCUUGGAAAUUGUAGCCGGUGACUUGAUUUUGGACGACGGCCUCAAUCAAGCGUCUGAGCCCUGCAAUGGAGGCGAAGAUGCUGCGACUGUAAAAGAAGACGACGAAGACUUUGCAGAAGAUUUGCGUGAGGCUCACUUUGAGAGGGCUAGACCAGUGACACAGGAAGAAGUGGACUCAGGCAAAUACAGUAUCAACGAUGUUGUACUUCCCUCGCCGGGCUUUGAUGUUGUCUACCCUGGUAAUGAGACAUUGCGUCAGCUAUACGUGGAAGUGAUGUCGAAGGAUGGUCUAGAUCCUUUCGAUAUGAGACGGAAAGCCCGUGAUUUUUCUCUGGCUGGUUCUUACAGAAACGUCAUUCACAAGCCUGCUAACAUAGAAUACAAAAUAUUGCAUUACUCGUCGCCAACCCAACAACUUGUGAACACUGACCUGGAGAUCCUAAACAAUCGAAAGGGCAAAGAAAACGGCCAAAGAUUUAUGAAAGAUAAACUAAACCGCUUCCCUGACGACAAAGGUGGUGAAUCCACAGCCGUUAUACUUACUUUUAAACUUGGUGUCUCUGCAUAUGCGACAAUGCUUUUGCGUGAAUUGAUGAAAGUCGAAUCCUCUCGUCGAGGUGAUAUGUGUGGCGUGAGAUCAUGA